Molecule: messenger RNA, 1781 nt
Organism: Lates calcarifer (barramundi perch)
Lineage: Eukaryota; Metazoa; Chordata; Actinopteri; Centropomidae
Gene: prnpb
Product: prion protein b
Exons: 2
Coding region: 140-1633 (497 amino acids)
Biological process (GO): protein homooligomerization
Cellular component (GO): membrane
Source: RefSeq, a predicted model, not a curated record
GGGAAAGAGGAGAGAGCGAGAGAGAGAGAGAGAGAGAGAGAGAGAGAGAGAGAGAGAGAGGAGAAGGAGCUAGAGCAUAACAGCGCGCUGUUACUGAAUUAGAGACGAAUUACACAGACAUACCCUCAAUUCACGGGCCAUGAUGGGGAGGUUGUGUGAGGUGGCUCUUGUGUCCCUUCUUAUUAUAUCUCUCUUGCACACUGAAUCGACAUGGGCCAAAAGAGGUGGUGGAUUUUCCAGCAAGAAAACCUCAUCCUCCAGCAACAGGGGUGGGACACAAUCAAAACCAUCUUCCUCACAGCCAGCGAGCUACCCACGACAGCCACAGAGUCCCAAUCGCAACACCAAUCCAUACCCUUCUGGUGGAAGUUACCCUUAUCCUGGAACAGGCACCAAUUCAGGAGGAUAUCCCAAACAAAACCCAGCAAGUUAUCCGGGAGCUGGUAGUUACCCCAACCAGAAUCCUGGUAGAGCCAAUCCUGGCGGUUAUCCAAACCAGAACCCCGCAGGUGGCUAUCCAGCUGCAGGCGGAUACCCAGCAGCUGGAGGGUAUCCUAACCAGUAUCCAGCUGCAGGUGGCUAUCCCAACCAAUAUCCUGGAAGAGCUGGUACCAACCAGGGAGGAUAUCCUAACCAAUACCCAGCUGCAGGCGGCUAUCCCAAUCAGUAUCCAGGCAGAGCUGGUACCAACCAGGGAGGUUAUCCUAACCAGUACCCAGCUGCAGGAGGCUACCCAGCUGCAGGCGGCUAUCCCAAUCAGUAUCCAGGCAGAGCUGGUACCAACCAGGGAGGAUAUCCUAACCAGUACCCUGGUGGUGGAGGUGGGUACCAGUAUCCAGCAGCAGGUGGUUACCCUGUCAGAGGGGGCAAUACAGGACAGGGUUGGGGUCUGCCCGGUGGAAAUCCAGGGGGUUACCCCGGUGGAGCGAUUGGUGGUUACCCCAACUGGAACCCAAAUAAUAAGAUCCUCAGUCCCCGCUUUGGUGGAGGAGGUUAUGGAUAUGGUGGUUAUGGGAUGGGAGGGUCUCCUUUCUCCCGUUCCGUGCAGAGUAUGGGAUACCAGCCCAAGUCUACAGGUUUUGCCAAAAAAGCCCUGGUGGCAGCAGGUGUUGGCGCCGUGGCUGGAAUGGCUGUUGGAUAUGGACUAGGGCGCUUCCCUCGGCCCCAUUUCAGUUUCCGCAACCCUGAAGAAGAGUACUACUACAACAACUACAUGUACCGCCGUUAUGGCACCCACUCCACAGAUGAAAAAGACUAUGGCCGUGACUAUGUCUACAAACCACCACCACGGGCAGAGUCUUAUGAUAACUUCAUGGACCGUUGUAUGAACAGGACCGACCUUCUGAAAGAUCAGGGCAACAGCUCCCCCUCUCCAAAGAGUGGAGGCAAUGAGGAGGAUGAUGACACCGUCAGCAUUGAAGAGAUUGGAUACCCAGCACUAAUUGAGCAACUGAAGGCCCGGCGCUGUGUUGAGCAGUACAUGGUUUAUUCAGAGCGUUUUCUGGAGGAACGAAAAGCGGAGCGACAAAUGAAUCCCAUCAACAACAGCCCCAUGAAUUCAGCUCCGCCCCCUGUGAUUCAGCUUCUCACUUCCACCUUCAUGCUGCUGUCCAGCAUACUCCUGCUCCAGUGAGAACAAUAAGCCUGCCUUUCACCAUACCCCAGAUGGGUUUCUACUCCCUCAAUUAUUCCUGCAUGUCAACAGCCUGCUGAUGUAUAUUAUCUCCGCAUCACAAACCCUUGUUUUAUACUUACAAGCUCUUUGAGUCAUAUUUAGUCAG